ACUGCUUCACUUCCAUAGUUAAGACAACAUUAGUAUAAAGAGCUGUAUGUAUAAGAAUUAGAAUCCUUUCUCAUUUCCCAAACCUAUAUCAGUAUUUUGAUAUAUAUGUUUAAUAAAAUAACCUAAUAUUGACACUAAACUGCUUUAUUUCCAAGGUUCGGCCAACAUUAGGAUAAAGAGCUGUGGAUAAGGUUGCCACAGUAACUUUUGAGUGUUUAUUUGAUCAAUUAUUUCUUAUUAAACCUGCUAUGAAUAAGAACGCUUUCUCAGUUCUCAAACUUGCAUACAGGCUAUAUCAGUGUCUGGAUAUAUAUGUUAAAAUAAAGUAACCUAGUACUGACCUAGUUCAACAUCAGCUGCUUUACAUCCGAGGUUCGGACAACAUUAGGAUUAAGAGCUGUGUGGAUAAGGUUGCCACAGUAACUUUUGGGCUACUUUUGACACACCCAGAUACAAGCCAGACUCUUGUAUUUCUCAAUUGUUAAUGUGAAAUCCACUGCUAGCCCUUCAGACAUACUCGAGUGGUUUUAGCGCUUAUUCCACAUUAGAAUCAAAGGAAAAGUGUCAUUUUUUAGACAGUCACUCAAGUGCUGUGGUGCUUCACGUUCACAGAAUAAAGAUGUCGCCGUUGGUGCUGGCAGUCGGAGUGUGCUUAGCUGGGUGGAUUGCUCUUUAUGCUUUGCUGUGCUACACAAAUGGCUCUUGUGGCUAUGAAUGGAACUGUCGGCUAGUUACACUAUUCCAUGGCAUCCUUGCAGUCUGUAUAACUGCUUACAUUGGAUACAUAGAUGGACCGUGGCCUUUCACCUACCCAGGUACAAAGAACACCCCUCUGCAGAUCACCGCUAUGGUGGUCAGUCUGGGCUACUUUAUCUUUGACAUGGCCUGGUGUGUGUACUUCCGCACAGAGGGCCUGGUGAUGCUUGCCCACCACACCAUGAGCAUCCUGGGUAUUCUGCUCACUCUGUGGCUGGGGGAGUCGGGCAUCGAGUCUUGCGCCGUGCUGUUUGGCAGCGAGAUCACAAACCCCCUCCUUCAGACGCGCUGGUUUUUGAAACACUCCGGCCGUUAUGACAGCUUCCUCGGAGAUGUGGUGGAUGUUCUAUUCGUGCUGUUGUUUGUGUUCAUGCGCAUUUUCGUCGGCGGCACCAUGUUGUACUGUGAGCUGAUCUCUCCGAGACCCAAGUUUAUCAUGAAAGGUGGCGGUGUGGCCAUGUACGCGCUGUCCUGGGUGUUCAUGGUUGACAUCGGCCGCUUCGCAUACCGCAAAUCCCAGCUCAAAUACCAGGGCUGGAUGAAUCGUCACAGGAUGGCAGAGGUCAACGGGCAGGAUGUGAAGAGAGACUGAAAGAUCUCUCAGAUCAGCGGUUUGGCCUCUCGUUUCGAACACCGGAGAGAAGAAUGAGAAUCAGAACAAGUGUACCAGCUAAUAAAGCUCUGCAGCUAAUAGAUGUUUACAUAUUUUUUAAAAGGAUAUCAGCCAUUAAAGUUUAUUUCUGGUUGGUAAUAUACACAUGGGAAAACAUCCAUUCUGUAUCAGAGCCCUUAAACAGUCUUAAUGGUUUUUUAUUAUUUGCCAUUAUGAUUAACUCAGAAUUCUUACAAUCAAAUCUAAUUUGAUAUAUUUGUACUCAUAAGGAAUGAAGUGUUUAAACUCUUUUAAGUACUGGAAAUAUUUGAUAUUUUUGUAAUUAGGAACACUACUUGUUAUAAAUUUUAAUUAGCGAUGUUGCUUUUACAUUUUUUUCCAUUAAACUUUUAGUACGUGCAAUAUUCAGAAAUGAUCAUGAAACACUACUAAAUGUUUCUGGAAGAUUACUGAAUGAUUUGUGUGUGAUUAAUGACUUGAAUGAAAAAGUAAAUCUUGUCUUUGAAAUGUAACCAUUUUUAAAUUGAGACUGAGUGAUGACUUACAGGCUGUUUGCAUCAGUUAUUUAUCUGUUAUGGUGAUUUGACCACACCAGUUGAUAAAUCAAUAAACAUCAUCAUCAUCAUUACAAUAAUGUAUUUUAGGAUGUUGUAAUGUUGCAAUUGAUCAAGGAAACAUGUAUUAAAAGUUGAUUCAAAGUCAUUGUGAAUUUAAUACACCUCUUCUGAUUAAUGUGAUCAAAUUCUGAAUUACAAAUCAUUAAGAUAUUGGGGUUUAAUAACCGAAAUCGAGGUCUAGGUGGUUUAACUGUUAAGCGAUUGUAAAAAACAAAAGUGCUAUUAAAAGGUUACAACUGGUGAUU
Sinocyclocheilus anshuiensis is the source of this 2231-nucleotide messenger RNA. RefSeq names its product transmembrane protein 136-like. The coding region runs from base 620 to 1348 and encodes 242 amino acids. The transcript has 3 exons. Gene Ontology annotation, cellular component: membrane. Lineage: Eukaryota; Metazoa; Chordata; Actinopteri; Cypriniformes; Cyprinidae. The record is from RefSeq and is a predicted model, not a curated record.